Molecule: messenger RNA, 4520 nt
Organism: Drosophila ficusphila
Lineage: Eukaryota; Metazoa; Arthropoda; Insecta; Diptera; Drosophilidae
Gene: Antp
Product: homeotic protein antennapedia
Biological process (GO): anterior/posterior pattern specification; negative regulation of transcription by RNA polymerase II
Cellular component (GO): nucleus
Molecular function (GO): DNA-binding transcription factor activity, RNA polymerase II-specific; RNA polymerase II cis-regulatory region sequence-specific DNA binding
Source: RefSeq, a predicted model, not a curated record
GUUUAGUUUGAUAGGAGUCGUAAAGAAAUCAACAUCACACAACAAAGCACUCGAGGACCCGUCCGUGUACCGUUGAUUUAGCCCACGUGCGAGUGUGUGUGCGAGAGGGAUCCAAGAAGCAUAACGGUGUUUGAUGCUAUAGCGGCCAUAUCUUGGGGCUGUCCGAACUAUUCGCUCGCUCUCCGCCGCCGCGACCGCUCUCUUUCCACGCGCCAUAUCCCAAUUGACAGCCCGCUAAGAUCAUAAAGGCCGUAAAAUAAUCAUAACAAUAAUCGUAAAAAAUUAGAACCGCAAUCAGUCGCACAUUGGCCAUCGCACGGCGCAGAUCGUCGUAAACCCAUUCUAAUAAUAAUAAUCGUAAUCGCAAUCGUAAUCGCAUAAACACCAAACAAAAACAAAAAGCCAAACACCCUGGGAAAUUUAAUUUCGCGCGCGUUUCUUUUUAUGAUGUUCAAGUGUCUGGCAGGUGUCUGGAUUAACCCACAAAUUGUGCAAUAUAACUAAUGAAUCUGGGGUGACUGUGCUGCAAAGAAGAGUUCCAAUUGAUCAAGCCAAAUCCUACUACCUAAGUGUUUAUCUAUUCUUAAAAUCGUGCAUCGAAAACUCAAAUCUAUAGAACAACGAUUUCUAGUCCCCGCAAAUCGAGCAAUAUCUACACACUAACAAAAAUAGCUAAAGCUUCCAACUCUAACCGUACAAAUACGACAAAAAUAAACCGUAGACAGCCAAAAUACAGAAAACAUAAAACGAUAAAAGAAUAAGGAGAAGAAAAAGUUUCGUUUCCACUGCGGGCAAAGUUUUUAUUUUGGCGUACGUGCAAGCAACCGUUAGCUGAGAAAUUUGAAAAGCCAACAGGAUUGAAGGAUAAGCACACGUUAUUGGAUUUAAAAGUGCAAUUUUGGAUUAACCCCGCAGUAAAUGGAUAACAAAGGUGGAUUACUUACAUGGAUUACGAGAAUAUAGCUGCACGUCGAAAAAGAGUUUCAAAAUCAAAAUUGAGGAAUACCAACUAGAGGAUAAGGCUACUUAAGGAUCAAAGAACACCAAGGAAGGGAGAUUUUCUACCAAACCGAGAGAGAGAGAGAAAGAGAGUUAUAUUUGGCCAAGACAGCAAACAGAGGAACAGCAAAGCGGAAAUCAUUUUAUACCUCACACAACAACUACACACUAGCUAAGAUUAGGCUACGCAACUGUACAUUGUACUUAAGUGUUCAAAGGUUAUUUAGUUUACUUUGUAUAUAAGGAAAGUAGCUAAAAGCACGGAGGCAGGGGAGCAGAAGCAAGACAGGAAGCUGAAGCAGGAGCAGCAGAGGAGCACCACAGUCACUAGCCACUAAGCAGAGUCACAGUCACGAUCACGUUCACGCCAGGAUCAGGACUCGCGGCGGGAUCAGCGGACGCUGAGGAGGCUGCCACGAUGACGAUGAGUACAAACAACUGCGAGAGCAUGACCUCGUACUUCACCAACUCGUACAUGGGCUCGGACAUGCACCAUGGCCACUACCCGGGCAACGGGGUCACCGACCUCGACGCCCAGCAGAUGCACCACUACAGCCAGAAUGCGAGCCACCAGGGCAACAUGCCCUACCCCCUUCCCCCCUACGACCGCAUGCCCUACUACAACGGCCAGGGGAUGGACCAGCAGCAGCAGCAGCAGCAACAGCAGCAGCAACAGCAGCAGCAGCAGCAGCACCAAGUCUACUCCCGCCCGGACAGCCCCUCCAGCCAGGUGGGCGGGGUCAUGCCCCAGGCGCAGACCAACGGCCAGGGGGCGCAGCAGGUGGCGCAUCCGCAGCAGCAGGUGACGCAGCAAGUGACACAUCCGCAGCAGCAACUGCCGCAGGUGACGCAACAGGUGUCCCAUCCGCAGCAGCAGCACCAGCCCGUCGUCUACGCCAGUUGCAAGUUGCAGGCGGCCGUGGGCGGACUGGACAUGGUCCCCGAGGGCGGAUCGCCACCGCUGGUGGAUCAGAUGUCCGGCCACCACAUGAACGCCCAGAUGACGCUGCCCCACCACAUGGGACAUCCGCAAACGCAGUUGGGCUACACGGACGUGGGAGUUCCCGACGUGACAGAGGUCCACCAGAACCACCACAACAUGGGCAUGUACCAGCAGCAGACGGGAGUGCCUCCGGUGGGCGCUCCUCCGCAAGGAAUGAUGCACCAGGGCCAGGGUCCUCCGCAGAUGCACCAGGGCCAUCCUGGCCAACACACGCCCCCUUCCCAAAACCCGAACUCGCAGUCCUCGGGGAUGCCGUCUCCACUGUAUCCCUGGAUGCGAAGUCAGUUUGAACGCAAGCGCGGAAGGCAGACGUACACCCGGUACCAGACGCUGGAGCUGGAGAAGGAGUUCCACUUCAACCGCUACUUGACCCGUCGGAGGAGGAUCGAGAUCGCCCACGCUUUAUGUCUCACGGAGCGCCAGAUAAAGAUUUGGUUCCAGAAUCGGCGCAUGAAGUGGAAGAAGGAGAACAAGACGAAGGGCGAGCCGGGAUCGGGAGGCGAGGGCGAUGAGAUAACGCCACCCAACAGUCCGCAGUAGAUCCGCAUCCGCAGUAGAUCCGCCGGAGUCCAGCAGUUAAAUGAAAUUUCUAUCUAAAUACAAUUUACGUUAGUUCGGCGAGCGCAAAUGAAUUUACUUCGAUCCCAGAGGACUAUCUUUACCUAUCCCAUUCAAUCCGUUGAACUUCGCGUGAACUAAACUAAACAAAGAGCAGAGCUGAGAACUCUACCUAAAACUUAGUUAAUUGUUAUUAUUUUCUACUUAUUAUUUAAUUGUACACGAAUGGCAAGUGGAGAAAGCGAAAUAAGAUAAACGUAAAGAUAACGACUACGAUAAAGAUACAAGUAAAGCGUAAAACUCAAACAAAACCAACUCAUGUGACCUCAGAUCUAAAUAAGCUAUAUUUAACUAUAAUGCAUAUAUACAUAUAAAUAUAUGGAUAACUAUACAUGAUACCAAGUAAAGCUAAAGGCAAGGAGUUAUAUAUAAAUAAAUAUAUAUGAAGCAUAUAUACUAUAUACAUGAUAACUUAGUUCUACGCGUCAUAAGUACUGUACGAUUAACUUAUAUAUACACACCAGCAUAAACCCUAAACCUAAAACAUAAACAUUAAACUAAAUCAAUGUGUGUAGCAUCUCUAGCGCAAAAGUAUAAAAUAAAAACCAAUAAAAACUAAAUAAAAAUGAAUGGCGUCAAAAUCCAUUGCAUGUUGGUUCAAGAAACCCAUAAAUACUUUAUAAUACUGAACACGAUAAUAGAACACUUUGCCCUAAGUGAAUGUCGCAAAUUUAGACAAAGAAAUACCAAAACCAUGGAAUAACGUUGCUUAAAGUAAUAAAAGCGUUUUACACAUUCAAUAAAAAUAAUACCUACAGAAGCUUAACCAUGAACAGAACGAUUGGCGAAACUUAAAAAAUAAAUCUAAAAUUUUGAUGGAGAAUUGAACUUUAUAAAACUCGCAAGUGCAAAUUUAAGCUUACCCAAUUUGAGAGUUCCUCAAUUUUUGGUUAAAAGAUCGAUUGAUUCUGUACUUUUUUUAUUUUUAAUUUCUUGUGCAAUUUUAAGUUCUUUACAAUCGAGUUAGGUCGAAAAGGAUAUAAAGUAUACCGAAAUGCAUAAAUUUAUGAAUUGGCAAGUGAGGACGAAAUUAAAAAAAAAAAUGUAAACAGAGGUACACAAAAAAUAUGUAUAAAUAAUGAAUUCAAACAAAAACCCUGUAAAGUAGUAAAAUGAAGUGAACGCAUUAUUAUACGAGGAAAUAGUGAAUCCCCUUUUGAGAGCAGAACCGAGCGAUUUCUAUAUGAAUAUUUGCCUAACACUAUAUAAAUGAAUGUACGUAACUCAAACUCAAUUUCCACACCAUCUGUGGAAAUCCAUAUACCAAAGUCAAAGGAACGAAGGAGAAAUAAAUAGAAGGACGGGAAGGAAAACUAUAAAGCAUCAUAUGUUUAUAUGUAGAUAUAUAUAAUUAAACAAACCUAAUAUGAAACAUGUAACUUUAUAGAGCGUUUCGUUUUGUAAAUUCCCCCGAAAACCCUCGUCCCUUUUCCUAACCGAUGUUUAAUCCCAGGUGAAAGGAUUUGUGAUUUGCAAUAGAAGAAAAUAGUCAAAGGAUUCGAAAGAACUCUACAAAGUAUUGGCUAAAACAACCUUGAGAGCGAAAUUCAACUCAAUCCAGAUACGUAACUUUCGGCCUCAUUCUGUAAGAAACUAAUUACUUAAGUUUCAAUUUUAAAAAAUUAUAAAAAAAUGGAAAAAACAUAAAUUUUAGAAUGUAGAAUUUCACAAGAAACAAAAUUCAAAAGCGUUGAUAAAAAUAUAUAUAUUUGAAACAAAAGAAAACAUUUAAUACACUCAAACAUUUGUGCGAAAUUGAAACGAAAUGUGGAAGCUAAACCAUUUGUUGUAAAUAAAAUUUAAACUUUAGUGUAAACAAGAGGAUGGAGAAUGCAGUGAAGGGCUGCAAAGGCAAAGCGAAAAGCAUAAAGAAAAUUAUGAUUAAAUUACAAAUGAGAUU